UCUGAAUGAGUUGUAAAGGUAACAUUGUUGUGCACUUUUGGACAACAUGAACAUAAUAUCAACUUUAUUUUAAAUGUUUUAUGUUUAAAAAAGUAUAUUAUUUUCACAGAAUGUUCUUUACAUUAUUUAGGAUACAGUACAUCAUACAAAGUGCAAAAAUUUAUGAUUCUCAUGUAAAAACAAUAAUGAAACCCAACCCCUAACCCCGCUCUUAACCCCAACCUCACAGGGGUCAAGGAAAAUCGUGCAAAAAUCUACAAAUGUGGUCGUAUGAAUUAAUACGAAUUAGCCAACUUGUAAAAUAUGUACAAAUUCUUGACAGAUGGCGUUGGUAUAAAACAUAUGAGGAGCUCAGAUGCAAAAGCUGCUAAACGCCACCUCCAUCAAAAAUGAGAUAAUGAUAUUAACCGAAUGCUCUUGGGACAUAUUAUACGUUUAUCAAAUACUUUCGCUUCAAAUCUGCUUAAUCCCUGCCUCCGGCCAUUCCGAAAUACCGGCUUGUUGGUAGAAUCCAUUAAGAGUCUGAUAAAAAAAUGCUAAUUUACAAUAAAACAAAUAUGAUGCACUUAGAGGGAUUUGCAUCUGAGCUCUUUAACAUCACAUUUAGAAAUGAAUACAUUGACAAUGCUCCUGUCUAAGAGAUAUAAAGAUGACAUUGUUGCUUAAAGUUGCAUGCACUUUUAAUUAGGUAAUAGUCUUUGUCAAGCACCCCUGGUUGUUGGGGUGACCCUGGCCAGAUGGUAAGUUAUCAGUGUUUAUAACGCAUGAUUUUAGUGGUGCCUUGGCUGAUAGACCAGCCAAAGUUAAUUGAAAUGUCAUUAAAGUUUGGGCUAAUGGGGGUUGGGGCGCAAGGGGUUAGUUUGAGUCCACUAGUCCUGCUGUUGGAUAUGUGUUUCAUUAAUAAUAAGGCAUUUUUUUGGUGGGGCUCCACCUGCUGCCACCUGUUAAUCUCUAUAUAAGCAUCGUGUAUCCUUAUGGCAAAGCAGAAGCCUCAAGGUCUGGGCUCACAGAGUACACAGAGUCAUUUCUGGAUUUAGUAGCGGUCAAUACAAGAAGAACAGGCUUUUUGUCCCCACUCUUGUGCCUGGAGAAAUUAUCUUUCCUCAAAGAAUCUUCAAAAGGACAAUUGCUGUGUUUGGUGGACCUUUGGCCCAGCAUCCAGGAGUCAUGAAGCCCCGCAGACCUAGCUGUGGAGAUUCAGGGUCAGAGUCUGACUCCAGAGAACCUGAGAAGUUUGAGAACGCGGUGCGGCGAAGGAUGGCAGCCAACGCUCGCGAGAGGAAGAGGAUGGAGGGCUUGAACACUGCAUUUGAUCUGCUCCGUAAAGUGGUUCCACAAUGGGGUCAGGACAAGAAACUCUCUAAAUAUGAAACUCUACAAAUGGCCCUGAGCUACAUUAUGGCCCUCGAUCGGAUCCUGACUGAUGGCAGUAGACAUGCGGCUCCUCCGAAAGAUUGGCUUGAUAUGCAGUUCCACAGCCUGCAGCCAGAGACCUAUUCUUGCUAUAUGCAGUAUAACUCUCCUACUGAAAAUGACUGCAUGCACAGCACAUUCUCCUAUCACUACGAAACUCUCUAAGUGUUCAUCUUAUUCAGUGGUGUCUUAACUUGUAUCAGUCUUUUCACAGAUACAACCGUUAGUAAAUACAUAUGUAUUAUUAUGUAAUAUAUUAUUUUGAUUGUUCUGAAAGUCAAUAGUUUGAAGCGUUUAAUAAAGUCUAGGCAUAAUAUUUCUAGACAUAUUUGCUUUAAUUGUUGCUAAAAAGAUGUUUUUUGUGCAUUUUUUAAACAAUCUUCCAUUAUGCAACUAUCAUUGAUGGUUUUAUGUGUUACUAGCGUGUUUCAUGUGUUUUAUGUUACUCUCUACAUCAGAUUUUAUUUAUUUUUGUAUUAAGUCUUUCGAGAAAA
This is a messenger RNA of Paramisgurnus dabryanus, 1907 nucleotides long. It is a transcript of the gene atoh7, whose product is annotated as atonal bHLH transcription factor 7. The record is from RefSeq and is a predicted model, not a curated record. Gene Ontology annotation, biological process: axon development; sensory organ development; positive regulation of transcription by RNA polymerase II. NCBI's taxonomy places the organism in Eukaryota, Metazoa, Chordata, Actinopteri, Cypriniformes, Cobitidae. Gene Ontology annotation, molecular function: E-box binding; DNA-binding transcription factor activity, RNA polymerase II-specific; protein dimerization activity. Gene Ontology annotation, cellular component: nucleus.